Arctia plantaginis is the source of this 1500-nucleotide messenger RNA. The record is from the annotation of a GenBank genome assembly. NCBI's taxonomy places the organism in Eukaryota, Metazoa, Arthropoda, Insecta, Lepidoptera, Erebidae.
AUGGAUCCCAAUUCAGUGCCCGAGUUAGAACAAAUUAAUAAAAAGAGUACGAAUAAAGAUGUUAAUACAAAUAUAGAUGAACAGAAAAAUAGUUCCCAUUCACCGUUUAGGAGACAGGCUUUCAUAUCAUUCGGAGUAUUUAUGCUGACAUUGGGAGCUGGUGCCACAUCGGGCAUCUCAGCAAUCCUUAUACCACAACUACAAAAAUCCAGGAAUGAUUUAACGACAGAAAUGGUAUCAUGGGUAGCCGCUACAUCAUCCCUGGCCUUAUUCUUCGGUAACCUGAUAUCUGGAUACUUAAUGGAAGUACUUGGAAGGAGAUUAUCUCAGUUACUGCUAGCAACUUGUUUUAUAAUUGGUUGGCUGGUAAUUGGGUGCUCCAACGACCUUUUAUCUUUAAUAUUAUUGGGAAGAUUUAUUACUGGAUUAUGUCAAGGUUGGCUAGGACCACUGGGACCAGUAUUUGUUGGUGAAAUUACUUCUCCUGUCUAUAGAGGCUUAUUUUUAGCAGCUUUAUCCUUGGGCAUAGCUGUAGGUAUUUUCUUCGCUCACUUUUUUGGUACGUUUCUCCAUUGGACUCUUGCUUCGAUGCUUUGUGGAAUAUUCCCUUUAGUUGGGGGAAUCAUAGUAUACAAGGCACCAGAAUCGCCAGCAUGGUUAGCUUCUAGAAAUAGAAUUGACGACUGCAUAAUAUCAUUCUACUGGUACAGAGGAAAGACUCCAUCAAUGCAAAUCGAAUUGGAAAAAAUGUUGUUAGACUUAAAUAAUAAAAAUAAAUCAGAAAAUAAGAUGCAAGCCCUUACAGAAAAUAUAAAGAAACCGGAAUUUUACAAACCAUUGCUUAUAAUGAUCGUUUUCUUUGUAAUUUGUCAGCUCACUGGAGUUAAUGUCAUCUCUGCAUAUACAACAGAUAUGAUGGAACAAUUAAUGGGCGAAAAUGCAAAUUCUUCUUAUACUUAUGCAGCAAUGUUAAGUAUAGAUGUAUUAAGAUGUGUGGCCCUUGGAGUAGCAUGUGUUUUAUUAAGACGCUUGGGACGAAGACCAAUGGCUCUAUUCAGUGGUGUACUUACUUCAUUAUCUUUAAUGUCAUUAGCUCUAUAUCUCUAUCUUUACAAAAUUGGUGUAAUACAAAAUCUGUCGCUCUUUGUAUCAUUAGGUUUGAUGGCAUUUUACAUAGCAGUAUCUAACAUGGGCGUUGCCCUGUUACCGUGGAAUAUGGUAGGUGAACUCUUUGCAGUUAAAACAAAAGGCCUGGGAUCUGGGGUUAGCGUUAUGAUGACGUCUAUUGCUUUCUUUACAGUAGUAAAGUCUGCACCUGCUAUGUUUGAAAGUAUAGGACAUCACGGGACUUAUUUGUUUUAUGGAUUGGCAACUGCGUGUGGGACAUUAUAUUUAUACUUUUAUCUUCCAGAGACAAAAAAUAAAACACUAUUACAAAUUGAAGAGUACUUUAGACACGGCAAGAAAAGUGAUAGAAAAGAAGUAUGUAAUAAUAUUUAG